AUUCGCCUCUGGAGAAUCACAGACGUCUAAAAUCCUAUUGAUUUCAGCUUUGGCUGCAAGAUCUCGUGGAUUAUAAAAACACUGAUUCUAUAAGCCCAGUCCAGUCUUGUCUGUAAACAUGAGUAGCAGAUUUGGAUAUCAGGAAAUUAAGCCUUAUGGGAUUUUACCUGGUCUCUUGGAUGGUUUUCGAAGGUUAUUUGAACUGGUGGUCAUUGGCUGUUCUUUCACCGGUAGUUUCAUUUAUGAGCUACUAGGAAGCAGACCACAGAGGUAUAUAUUCAUCGCUUUCUUGGUUGCAAUGGUUUUGUUUCUCACACCGACUCAAAGAUCUGCUGUGAUGCACACUCCACGCUCUAUACCUGUUGCGACAUCCACUACACGCACUGUGACACCCAUUACACCCAAUGUCACUGGAAAAUGCUAUGCUAAAGCAGCAGUGGCAGCAGAUUCAGACACUUGCUCAGAGAUUGGAAGGGAUAUCCUGCAGCGUGGGGGUUCAGCAGUGGAUGCUGCUAUCGCUGCUCUGCUGUGUGUGAGUGUGGUUAACCCACAGAGUAUGGGCAUCGGAGGAGGAGUGGUGUUCACCAUAUACAAUGCAUCAAACAGAACGGUGGAGACAAUUAAUGCUCGAGAGACUGCCCCAAUGAAUGCUUCAGAGAACAUGCUUGUCAAUAAAUACUGUAAGAAAUAUGCAGGAUUGUUCAUAGCUGUGCCAGGAGAACUGCGUGGUUAUGAAAUGGCACACGAAAGGCACGGGAAACUGCCAUGGAAAGAGCUAUUUCAGCCUAGUAUAAAGCUGGCAUCAGAGGGGUUUAAGAUUGGCAAAGCCCUGGCCAGAGCCAUCAAGGAGAAAAAAGAAGACUACUGUGACUUUACAGCAUUGCGUGAAAUGUUUUGCAACUCAAACAAUAUCUUCUUCAAGAAAAACUAUACUAUAAGAUUUCCUAAACUGGCUGAAACCUACAGGACAAUAGCAGAAGAUGGAGCAAAAGCUUUUUACAAUGGGUCCCUGACUGAGGACAUAGUGAAUACCAUCAGAAAUAAAGGAGGAAAUAUCACACGUGAAGACCUAAAGAAUUAUACAGCAGUGUUGACAGAGGAUGUAUCGAACUUUACAGUGGGGAAUUACACAUUUUAUGCUCCAACUGCUCCAUUCGGUGGACCUGUGCUCACUCUGAUAAUGAAAAUACUCCUGGGCAACGGUACAAAAGAAUCUCCAGGUUUCAAUCUCACAAACAAAAGUAUGUCCACCACAGAGAAUAAGACUUUGACCUAUCAUCGCAUCAUAGAGGCUUUCCGAUAUGCUGAUGCCCAGAAAAAAAGUCUGUCAGAUCCACUUUAUGUAGACAUCGCUAAGUUUGUCAAAAACAUGAUCUCAGACAGCUUUGCAGACCACAUCAGGAAAUUGAUUAAAGAUGACAUCAAACAAACCAAUUACAGUGUAGUGAUGGACAAGGGCACAUCUCACCUGUCUGUCCUCGCUGAAGACGGCAGUGCAGUGGCGGUGACCAGCAGCAUUAACAACUAUUUUGGUUCUUGUGUGAUGUCAGACUCAGGCAUUAUAUUUAAUGACCAGAUGUCGGAUUUCGGUGGCGCUGAGAAAAAAAAUGAAUCAAAAAACACUAAUAACAAAAUUGAACCAGGUAAAAGGCCACUGUCAUCAAUGUGUCCCACAAUAAUAUUUGAAACAGGCAGCCAAGUUAAAAUGGUGGUCGGAGGUGCAGGAGGGACCAAUAUCACCACAUCUGUGGCUCAGGUGAUCCUAAACUACCUGAUCUUUGGCUAUGACCUGCUGAAGGCUGUUGCAGAACCCAGAGUUCAGAUCCCAGAACAUUGUACACAGGUGGAAAAGAGAUUUGAUAAGUGUGUGAUUGCUGGCUUGAGGAACAAGAAUCACUGUAUUGAUCACAAUACUGAAUUAUCAAUGGUCCAGGUGGUUGCACGACAAGGAGACAAGAUCUGUGCUGUUUCUGACCCGAGGAAUGGUGGAUAUCAGAUGCUGAGCACAGCUUCUGUGUUUCUGCUGCUGUUGUCAACCAUAUUUUUUUUGUGAAAUAGCAGUCCAAUAGCAGCUCCAGAUCUGUUUGUUUGGGUGUAGUAUAGAUGCUAAUAAACAGGGCCUAAAAUUAACACUUGCUAAGCACUAAAUUACCGGUUGGUUAGUUACACAUACACAUGAUUUAUUCGGAGUGCAAUGGUCAAAUGGCAGAGAUUUGUCUGUAAUUACAAAUAUAUGUAAAGCGAAGCAAAACAUUGUUAUAUUUUGAUGAGUGCAGCUCUUAAUAACAGUUUUCACUAAUAAUAAUACUUAAAAAAUAAAGACAAACAAUUAUGUUUAUUAUUAUUAUUAUUAGUAGUAGUAGUAGUAGCAGUAGUAGUAUUGACUCCAAAUCAGUAACGUUUUUCGAUGACAUAUACUUUUGACAAUUGAACAUGAACCAAAAUGCAUCAGUCAUUUCAAAUUAGAAGAAGUGAGAUAUUGCACAUACAGUUUAAAGGCAUGUAAAAAUAUCCACAUGGUACAUUUUUACAGAUCAAAUCAGUAGCCAUUGGCAUGUGCGGCAAAAUGUUAGUUUUAGACCCAGCUAAUAAAACUGGAGCAGGUAAAACCUUGUGUUACAUUGUAAAAAGGUUUUUGAUUUUCACAGAAGAAUUCCAGCUGUUUUUUCUUUAUUAUUAUUAAGCUGUCUUAAUGCUGUUGCUUUAAAAUUUGCUUAAAAUUUACAUACCAAUAAAUAUAUACUCAAGGCAAAGUUGAUAGGUGCAUUGCAAAAAGAUAUACGGUUGAAGUCAGAGUUAUUCGCCCCCUUUGAAUUUCUUUUUCUUUUUGAAACUGUAUUUCAUUGGUUUUAACUGUAAAUGGUUCAUGUGUGUUAAAAUUUAAAGGGUAAAUAAAGGAUUUCAUAUAAA
Molecule: messenger RNA, 2910 nt
Organism: Danio aesculapii
Lineage: Eukaryota; Metazoa; Chordata; Actinopteri; Cypriniformes; Danionidae
Product: glutathione hydrolase 1 proenzyme-like
Biological process (GO): regulation of immune system process; glutathione catabolic process; peptide modification
Cellular component (GO): plasma membrane
Molecular function (GO): glutathione gamma-glutamate hydrolase
Source: RefSeq, a predicted model, not a curated record